GGGGGCGACUCACCGGGGGAUAUGCAUUGCAAAUUUAUAGCAUUUAAAAGCCGCCUUACCUAUCCAUCGGCUACUCAGUCGAAGUUGGUGGAUCGAGUGGACGUGCCACGUGGCAGUUGGGUAGUUCGGUAGUGGUUCGGUGUAUUGUUCUUCUUCCUUUGGUUCGUUUUGCAUCCCGCGUUCCAUCGCCAGUUGACCCGGACCCGGGGGUAGUGUUUUUGGAGUGCAGAACCGGACAAGCAGCAAAGUGGCCACGAUGACGCUCGUGCUGGAGCGGAUGUACGACGUGUACCGGGAGUACAUGGUGGAGCGGCGGGAUAUGCGCAGCGCCCAUCUGCCGCUGGCCGGCAGCCCGUGGCCGCUGAUGCUGCUGCUCGCCACCUACCUGUACGGGGUGCUGCACGCGGGCCCUCGGUUCAUGGCCCAGCGGAAGGCGUACGAUCUGCGGAAGGUGAUCCGGGUGUACAACAUAGUGCAGGUGCUGAUCAACAGUGUCAUCUUUCUGUGGAUUGUCAUCAAGAUGUUUGUCGUGUACCGGGACUACAACUUCUCCUGCCAGGUGUGCAACUACACGUCCGACUACCGGGGGAUGGAGGAGAUGUACCUGAGCUACAGCUACUUCCUGCUGAAGGUGCUCGACCUGGCCGACACCGUGUUCUUCGUGCUGCGGAAGAAACAGUCGCACGUAUCGUUCCUGCACGUGUACCAUCACACCAUGAUGGUGAUCGGGUCGUACUUCGGCAUGCUGUACGUACCGGGCGGGCAUGCCAUUAUGCUCGGCAUCUGGAACACGCUCGUCCACGCGGUCAUGUAUCUGUACUACUUCGUCUCGUCGUACGGCUCGCAGUACAGCGGUUGGUGGAAGAAGCACCUCACGCACAUGCAGCUGCUGCAGUUCGUUCACCUCGCGUUCCACUUCGGCAUACCGCUGUUCUUUAAUCGCGAGUGCAAGUUCCCGCGCUUCUGGAUGGGGGUCGGGUUCCUGCAGGCCCUCUUCAUCCUCGGCCUGUUUAUGGACUUUUACAUUAAGUCGUACGUCGUGAAGCGGAAAGAGCAGUAGGGCGUACGGUAGUAGUAGCAGCAGCAGCAGCAGCAGCAAGUCCAUUGACUUCACUUACAAGGGAAUGGCGGGGGGGGGACUGCAACGCCACCGACCAUCAAAGGGCGAACUUUCGCUCAGGUCAAAACCAAAAUACAAAAACAUCGAACCAAUCGUACAAAUUUAAGUUUCGUGAGUGUGUGUGUGUGUGUGUGAAUGCACCAACAGCGACUAAUGAACCAAGGAAAAAAAACUAAUAGGAAAAAUUAAAUCAAAAUACAAUGACUGAAACAAGUAAAAAAAAUAAAAGAAAACAAAAGCGCGUGAACAACGACGUGGACACGAAUGCAAGCGUACCGGUUCAAUGUCAAAGCAGUGUGACAGCACACAGCGCCAACUUCGAUUGCUAAUUACAA
Messenger RNA from Anopheles arabiensis, 1455 nucleotides. RefSeq names its product elongation of very long chain fatty acids protein AAEL008004-like. Lineage: Eukaryota; Metazoa; Arthropoda; Insecta; Diptera; Culicidae. Gene Ontology annotation, cellular component: endoplasmic reticulum membrane. Gene Ontology annotation, molecular function: fatty acid elongase activity. The transcript has 2 exons. The record is from RefSeq and is a predicted model, not a curated record. Gene Ontology annotation, biological process: fatty acid elongation, monounsaturated fatty acid; very long-chain fatty acid biosynthetic process; fatty acid elongation, polyunsaturated fatty acid. The coding region runs from base 257 to 1060 and encodes 267 amino acids.